Clonostachys solani is the source of this 891-nucleotide messenger RNA. The record is from the annotation of a GenBank genome assembly. NCBI's taxonomy places the organism in Eukaryota, Fungi, Ascomycota, Sordariomycetes, Hypocreales, Bionectriaceae.
AUGUCUAAUCUACGGUCGCCUUCCUCGCACGAGGAUGGGGGUAUGGAGAACGGUCCUGGCCCAGGAACUCUGGAAAGGGAGCUGUGGAACUCCAUGGGCCAAGACUCGUUCCUGGAAGAGACGCUCGGGGAGCUGGCGUACUCGCACUGGCUGCGAUUCCUCGAGACCGUGGGACCCGGCGCGAGCAAAAGGGAGAGCUGGCUGCUCUGGGACGCCCUCAAGAGCCUGGAGCGGAACCUGGACGACUCGAAGAGCACUGCGCUGCGCAUCGAGACCCCGCCCGGAUCGCCCGUCUCCUCUGGCCACCCGAGCGAGAGCACCCUGCCUUCGCCUGACGACUGGAAAGAUCUGAUCUCCCGGGCCCAGCAUCGGCUGUAUCUGCUCCAGCAGCCGCAAGCCUCGCCGCCGCAGCAACUCCGCUCGGAGCAGCCCGACAAGGAUGUCAACGAGAGAGCCCUGGAUCGCAUCGCAUACAUAGGUGGGCUCCUCCUCCCCGUGACGGUGGUCUCGAGCGUCCUGGCCAUCGAGGGCUCCUACGGGCCGGAGGGCGACAAGUUCUGGGUGUUCUGGGCGGUGAGCGUGGUGGCCUCGGUGGCGGCCAUGGCGGUCAUCUACGUCGAGCGGCUCAGGAGGCUGCGGGUCUGGUUCGAGAUCGCGGCCGACGGCGUGAUGGAGACGGGGGGCGCCUUCGUGGACGGGGACUUCUGGUGGGGGGACGACGAGAAGGAGGAUGAGAACGUCUGCGUGGUGCGGGAUGAGGAAGGCGUCAAGGCGUGGAAGAGAGGCGAGCUUGGCUGGGGAGGCGCUGUCAAGAAGGCGAGUGGCUAUUAUCGAUGGCGAGGGGACAAGCGGCUGAGAUUCGAUAUGCCGAAGCCGUGGCUAGGAACAUAG